CUGCGCCGGCGGCAUCGGCGCCUCCACCUCGCUCACCCUCCUCCCCGCACUUUCUCUGCGCUCCCUGCUCUCGGUCGCACAGCCGGACUCGCGCUCUUCUCGCCGGCAGCCCUGGGAAUCGCCCGCCGCCACCGCCCAGCCUGCACCCGCCGGCCCCUACCCCGUGCCUGGGCACCUGUUGGAGGCAGAGACAGGGGUGCUUCAUGAGGGGCCGCAGGGGCGACCGCAUGACCAUCAACAUCCAGGAGCACAUGGCCAUCAACGUGUGCCCCGGGCCCAUCCGGCCCAUCCGCCAGAUCUCUGACUACUUCCCCCGCUGGGGACCAGGACCUGAAGGGGGUGGCGGGGGCUUCGGGGAGGCCCCUGCUCAUCUGGCUCCGCUGGCUCUGGCCCCCCCUGUGGCCCUCCUUGGGGCCACCACGCCUGAGGAUGGAGCUGAACUGGACAGCUAUGACUCAGAUGAUACCACUGCCCUGGGCAUGCUGGAGUUUGACCUUCUCUACGACCAGGCCUCCUGCACUCUGCACUGUAGAAUCCUCAGGGCCAAGGGCCUCAAGCCCAUGGAUUUCAAUGGGCUCGCAGACCCCUACGUCAAGCUGCACUUGCUGCCUGGAGCCUGCAAGGCCAAUAAGCUAAAAACGAAGACUCAGAGGAACACGCUGAAUCCUGUGUGGAAUGAAGAUCUGAUGUACAGUGGAAUCACAGAUGAUGACAUCACUCACAAGGUGCUCAGGAUCACUGUCUGUGAUGAGGACAAACUGAGCCACAAUGAGUUUAUUGGGGAGAUCCGAGUACCCCUCCGCCGCCUCAAGCCUUCACAGAAGAAGCAUUUUAACAUCUGCCUUGAGCGCCAGGUCCCGCUGGCUUCACCCUCUUCCAUGUCAGCAGCGUUGAGGGGCAUUUCCUGUUAUCUGAAGGAGCUGGAACAGGCAGAGCAGGGGCCUGGGCUGCUAGAAGAGCGUGGCCGCAUCCUGCUGAGCCUCAGCUACAGCUCUCGGCACCGGGGACUGCUGGUGGGCAUUGUCCGCUGUGCCCACCUGGCUGCCAUGGACGUCAAUGGCUACUCCGACCCCUAUGUUAAGACGUACCUGAGACCGGAUGUGGAUAAGAAAUCCAAGCAUAAGACAUGUGUGAAGAAGAAGACCCUAAAUCCAGAAUUUAAUGAGGAGUUCUUCUACGAGAUGGAGCUCACCACUCUGGCCACCAAGACGCUGGAAGUCACAGUCUGGGACUAUGACAUUGGCAAAUCCAAUGACUUCAUCGGUGGUGUGUCCCUGGGGCUGGGAGCCCGUGGUGAGGCUCGAAAGCACUGGAGUGACUGCCUGCAGCAGCUGGACACAGCCCUGGAGCGCUGGCACACCCUGACUAGUGAGCUGCCCCCAGCAGCUGGGGCUCUGCCUUCCACCUGAAUGGACCACAGCUGCCCAGUGGGCCCUUCUGGUUGGGUCCAGUACCCAACCUUUGCACGAGUGUGUUGCACGUUUACACGGGGUGGGAUGCCCCUGCCCCGCACUACUUGUCUUAUUUUUUGUGAGAGUCUCUGUGACCGUGGGUCUGUCUUCUUGUGAGGGACUGUGGAGAUCUAUGUUCACAUAUGCAAACUUCCUCCUGCCUGACUUGCUAAUACCUGCAAAUAUGCAAAUCACCCAUGCUCUCCACACCUGUGGGGGUGCUGCCAGAGCCUCUGCUCCAAGCCCCCCAACUCCUAUGGCUCCUCUCUCCUGCCUCUCCAUGCUGCCCGUCCCCUCCCCUCACAGGGAGGAGGGCGGAUUAGGGGAGGUUCAGAGGAAGAUGUUUCCAAAACAGAAAAGGACAAAAAAAACCAGAGACACUUCUUUAAUACAGAAUCUUCAUUUAAAAAAACAAAACAAAACCUAGCCCUAUAUAGCUGCCCUUUUAAAGGGGUGGCCACUUUGGGGUCUCUGCCUCCCCAAGAGGUGGCAGAUGCUCCUGGCCACUCAUCUAAAUAACUGUCCCCUGGAUGGGGUUGGGAUGUGAAGGCAGGGCCCCUGCCACUUUCCUGGGGGACGUUCGUGCAUGUUUACGCCUUUUCUGAUCAUGUCAGUGGCCGAAGCAUGGCAACUGGGCACCAAUAAACUUCUCUGAGGAA
This is a messenger RNA of Otolemur garnettii (small-eared galago), 2110 nucleotides long. RefSeq names its product double C2 domain alpha (gene DOC2A). The record is from RefSeq and is a predicted model, not a curated record. The coding region runs from base 204 to 1409 and encodes 401 amino acids. The transcript is spliced from 11 exons. NCBI's taxonomy places the organism in Eukaryota, Metazoa, Chordata, Mammalia, Primates, Galagidae. Gene Ontology annotation, cellular component: membrane.